Oncorhynchus nerka (sockeye salmon) is the source of this 4554-nucleotide messenger RNA. RefSeq names its product alpha-endosulfine-like. Gene Ontology annotation, molecular function: protein phosphatase inhibitor activity. Gene Ontology annotation, cellular component: cytoplasm. The record is from RefSeq and is a predicted model, not a curated record. Bases 123 to 470 code for a protein of 115 amino acids. Lineage: Eukaryota; Metazoa; Chordata; Actinopteri; Salmoniformes; Salmonidae. The transcript is spliced from 3 exons.
UGUCGAGGAGCCUUGUUCACAAGAGGCAGGUUAGAUUUUAUGGAAGCUAGAGGAGCACCCCUGCAUACAUUCUAACCUGCGUUUUCAAGCAAAUCGGACUUCUAGUCCAUUAUAGCUGCGUAAUGUCGUCCGAAAAUCUAUCAGAUACUCCGAUGGAAUAUGAGGAUGAAAAACAGGACUCUCAGGAAAAGAAUGCCAACCUUGUGAAGGGUGAAGAGGUCAAGCUGAAGGCCAAGUACCCCGGCCUGGGCCAAAAGCCUGGAGGCUCCGACUUCCUCAUGAAGAGGCUACAGAAAGGGCAAAAAUACUUUGACUCAGGUGACUACAACAUGGCCAAGGCCAAAAUGAAGAACAAACAGCUGCCCGUGGCAGGCCCCGACAAGAACCUCGUCACAGGGGAUCACAUUCCCACACCACAGGACCUGCCCCAGAGGAGGUCCUCCUUGGUGACCAGCAAACUAGCAGGCUAGCCUAGCCUCCACCCAUCCACCAGGCCCCCAGCUAAUGUUCCUCACCUGUUCCCCAACAAUGUUCCCCCCCUAGUCAUCUCCAGGCUCCACUUGGCUUUAACAUAUUGGGGAGAGCUGUGAAAGUCAGUACAUAUUGCUUGUAUAUGGGUAUGGUGGGGAGGGGAGGUGAGCUGGGACCUUUUCUACCAUCUCUCCACACAGCUCUGCCCUCUGCGCACUCUGCUCUACCGCCUCCCUUAUGUCUUGGUUUGGUGUUCAGAGGUACAUAAAGUAGAUGUGCCAUCAGGGAGGCUGAGUUUAAUGCACUUUGUAUUAUGUACAGUACGUUUUUGCAUCCCGAAUGACACCAAAAUAUGUUGUUGACGAGGGAGUUGGGAACCAUGAUCGCUCCACAUUUUUCGAUGUUGUGUUCUCGUCAAAGCUGGGGGUAGCGUAUUUUGCUUGCACACCAAAUCUGGGAGGGAAGGGAACCAUGGUGAAGCAUCCAAAGGAAGGGAGCGGUAAAUCAGAGGGAAAAGUGGAAACUGAUUUGUGGUUUCCUUUAUCUCAUGUUCUGUCAAACAAAAAUCCAAGGUCGUCCAUGCUGACCUGAAUGAACAGAUAUGAAACUGCACAUUUUCUGCUCAUGUCGCUUUAAUUCUUGACUCCCUGUUGCUCUUCUUUUUUUUUUUUUUUAAAUAUGCUGCAUGAUUGUAACAUGUAACGAAAUGUGCAAAUCUGGAGGGGUUAGACGACUGACAGGAAGUAGCAAGCAACCACAUGGAGCCCUGGAAUGUCCAUGGUCACUCUCCACACCUUCCUUCCCUCUCAAUGUCCUGACAAUCCACACAAUCUGUCUGUAGGCUGCCCAUGGCGAAAGCAAUGGCAGAGCAAACUGAAUACCCAUAUAUCAUUUUUAAGGCUGGGAAAAGAAGCAACUGUUUAAUAUUCAAGUUAAAUCUCAGUUCUGUGUCUGUUACAUCACCUCAAAAAGCCUAAAUGAUUGGUAGGGGAUCAAUUCAGUGUAUAUUUCUGUAUUGUGUUGAGAAAAUUGACAUUUGGUAUGAUUUGUGUCUUCAUAAAGGGUUGUUUGUUCAUUGUCACGUAUUAGCCAUUUACUACAAUCUGGCUGUUUUCACUGUUAAUGGCAGUUCCUGUUGAGAAACUAGUUCCCAAUUACAUUAGUUGCUAAACCUCUCCUCGGUCUCUCCUUAAAAUUCAACAUAGUAGGAGCCUCCCAGUGUACUGCUAAAGCAUAUAGCCUUACAUAAUGACAAUAUAAAAAGCUGUGACGUCAGUAAUGGGGUAAACAGUCGACCACCGGCUAAACUGGCCCCCUGACUGGCCCCUGGCUCACACAGACCUAACUGGGACACAGCGUGUUUUAGAGAUAUGCUCACUUGACGCAUGUCAAAGGGAAGGGAUUUUAUGACAGAGGGGGGGGCAGCAAAGUGUGAGUGUGGACUUAGUUGACCCUGCUCAUACCUGUUGGUAUGGUACAACUUGCCAAAUAGUUAACUCAUACAAAAGUAAAAUGCUUGUACUCUGGUUUAAAGGUCAGAGGUUGUAGGCUAUGUUAUCACCUGAAUGAGUUGUCCUAUCACACAAUACACACUUGAUCACUCCGAUCUUGGCACCUUUUGAAUAUUCCCUGUGUCUAAUUGGCAUUGAGUGUGCUUGUCUGGGUUAGUAUGAAUGUGCUACUGUUCUCUGUCCCAGUGGGUGUAAAUGGGCUUUUGGGUGUUGAGGUUUUUUUUCUUUCUGAUUUCACUACUUGUAGUUCUCUGAUUCCAAUGUUUCCUUUCUCCUGUCAUUGAAUACACUACGUAAGCUUUAUAUAUUAUUUUUUACACUACAGAGACAUUAAUAUGAAUGUGUGUAAAUGCUGCUGAUUCAGUCGAUGACAAAUCUUUUAAACUGAGAUAUUACCCUAAUAAAGAACGCCUGUCCUAGGAUUCAAACAAUCGGACCCACUCCUACCAUGAAUGUCUGCUAAUGGGAGACUCACUAACCACUCCAGGUUUGGGAGUAUAAUUCCAUUUCAAUUAGGAUAUGAAUUGAAAUUCUACCCAAGAUCAAUGCAAUCCAUUUUGGGAACUGGCCAGCUGGAGUUGAAAUUUAAUUGACACCAACAUGUUACUUGAAUUUGAACAGAAAGACCGUGCAGAAUCCUAAUUAUUUGUAGCUUAUUAAAGUGUCAAAUAAUAUAAUUGGAUAUGCUGAAAUGAAGGUUGUUGAAACAACCGCAAUCAAGAAUUCCUCUCUAAGUUUUUGUGCACUGUCUGGCUUUGUAUGGAGCAAUGUAAUGAGAGAUAUACAGGUGAAGUCGGAAGUUUACAUACACGUUAGCCAAAUACAUUUAACCUCAGUUUUUCACAAUUCCUGACAUUUAAUCCCAGUAAAACAAAUCCCUGUCGUAGGUCAAUUAGGAUCACCACUUUAUUUUAAGAAUGUGAAAUGUCAGAAUAAUAGUAGAGAGAAUUAUUUAUUUGUUUACACACUCAAUUAGUAUUUGGUGGCAUUGCCUUUAAAUUGUUUUAACUUGGUUCAAAUGUUUUGGGUAGCCUUCCACAAGCUUCCCACAAUAAUUUGGGUGAAUUUUGGCCCAUUCCUCCUGACAGAGCUGGUGUAACGAAGUCUAGUUUGUAGGCCUCCUUGCUCGCACACGCUUUUUCAGUUCUGCCCACAAAUGUUCUAUAGGUUUGAGGUCAGGGCUUUGUGAUGGCCACUCCAAUAUCUUGACUUUGUUGUCCCUAAGCCAUUUUGCCACAACUUUGGAGGCAUGCUUUGGGUCAUUGUCCAUUUGGAAGACCCAUUUGCGACCAAGUUUAACUUCCUGACUGAUGUCUUGAGAUGUUGCUUCAAUAUAUCCACAAUUUUUCUUCCUCGUGAUGCAAUCUAUUUUGUGAAGUGCACCAGUCCCCCCUGCAGCAAAGCACCCCCACAACAUGAUGCUGCCACCCCAGUGAUUCAUGGUUGGGAUAGUGUUCAUCGGCUUGCAAGUCUCCCCCUUUUUCCUCCAGACAUAACGACGGUCAUUAUGGCCAAACAGUUCUAUUUUUGUUUCAUCAGACCAGAGGACAUUUCUCCAAAAAGUACAAUCUUUGUCCCCAUGUGCAGUUGCAAACAGUAGUCUGGCUUUUUUAUGACAGUUUUGGAGCAGUGGCUUCUUCCUUGUUGAGCGGCCUUUCAAGUUAUGUCGAUAUAGGACUCAUUUUACUGUGGAUAUAGAUAAUUUUGUACCUGUUUCCUCCAGCAUCUUCACAAGGUCCUUUGAUGCUCUUCUGGGAUUGAUUUGCACUUCUCGCACCAAAGUACAUUCAUCUCUAGGAGACAGAACGCGUCUCCUUCCUGAGCGGUAUGACGGCUGCGUGGUCCCAUGGUGUUUAUACUUGCGUACUAUUGUUUGUACAGAUGAACGUGGUACCUUCAGGCAUUUGGAAAUUGCUCCCAAGGAUGAACUAGACUUGAGGUCUAGAAUUGUUUUUUCUGAGGUCUUGGCUGAUUUCUUUUGAUUUUCCCAUGAUGUCAAGCAAAGAGGCACUGCGUUUGAAGUACAUCCACAGUGACACCUCCAAUUGACUCAAAUUAUGUCAAUUAGCAUAUCAGAAGCUUCUAAAGCCAUGACAUAAUUUUCUGGGAUUUUCCAAACUGUUUAAAGGCACAGUCAACUUAGUGUAUGUAAACUUCUGACUUCAACUGUAGGAGGGUAUGUUAAAAUACCAUGUCUCCUGUUCAACUAUGAUAAGUAUGUGCCAGAAUGUAAACAAGUGAAAAUGACUGUGUGCUCUAAAGUACCUUGUGCUGCUUACCUAACCUGUUUUUGUUUAGCAUACAGUAAAGAUGUUUUAACAUUAUCUUACUCACUGCAUAACUACAACAAAAGUUUAUCCUGGCCCAAGAUAACUGCAGGGAUAUAUGGAGCACCCUUGCUCCCAAUAACUGGGGGUUUACAUAAGGAUAUGCUGAUUGUGGAGCUGGAGACAGAACAAAAUAUUGAUUUUAAGAAAUUUGAAAGUACAUGAGUACUAAUAAUGUUUCAGUUGUGUGGAAGUAAUGGAGUGAAUUUGUCAGUAUUUGAAAUAAACUUUUACAUUAAUAUCAA